Messenger RNA from Fusarium oxysporum Fo47, 1994 nucleotides. Its product is annotated as transcription factor domain-containing protein. Gene Ontology annotation, cellular component: nucleus. Gene Ontology annotation, biological process: positive regulation of transcription by RNA polymerase II. The transcript is spliced from 3 exons. Gene Ontology annotation, molecular function: zinc ion binding; DNA-binding transcription factor activity, RNA polymerase II-specific; transcription cis-regulatory region binding. The coding region runs from base 214 to 1878 and encodes 554 amino acids. The record is from RefSeq and is a predicted model, not a curated record. Lineage: Eukaryota; Fungi; Ascomycota; Sordariomycetes; Hypocreales; Nectriaceae.
CUUACAAACCAGGUGCCAGGAUCCCAGGAUCAACAAAAUUAUAUCCAUUUCUACCAACAACGAGACCCUACCCACGACGUGCCAUUGUUUUUGUCUCACUCAUCUACUUUUCUCGCUAAUCGCCCCUUGUUUUGCCUCUGGUUAUCUUAAUAAGCAACGAGGCAAGGCUACAGUUUGAGGCCUCAAUCUCUCCCAUCCCACUUAUCUUAUCCGAUGUCAACUUCGCCUCCCGACAGCGACAGUAUCUCAUCAACCACCGUCCAAGUAGCCAAGAAAGCCUGUCACAGCUGUCGCCGUGCGAGACUUCGCUGCGAUAGGUCUAUCCCGCACUGCUCGAAAUGCGCUUCCAGGGGGGUUGAAUGCCUGGGCUAUGGCCGCCUAUUUCUAUGGACUGGCUCAGUAGCCACGCGGGGGAAAUUGGCUGGACAGAGUUCUAGUGCCUCCGUGUGUCGAUUACCCAAGCAAGGUGAAUCGGACAUGACUAUUGAUGUGCCAUCCGAUGUUCAAUCUUCCGAUAUGCAAAUGGGAUCCUUCGAUACUCAAGGCUUUGAGCCAGGUGCAUGGGGUUUAGUGUCGCCUCAGGAAAAUCAACUCUUUGUUCUGAACAAAACUAAGCCAUGGUCCCCUCCUUCGCCCCCUUCACCAACAUCAUCAAACUCUCCGUGGACAUUGGUCGAUCCAUUAUUUCAGGACAUGACGCAUUCCCAGAGAUGGUACUUGAAUUAUUAUUCAACUCGAGUUAGCCUGGAUCUCGUUGGUGAUGACCAAACCAACGGUAACAGAAACCCAUACCUAAAUCUUCUGCAACUCACAAAUGAGCAUUCAUUUUUACAACAAAUUAUCAUUGCAGUAUCUGCAUCUCAUAUGUGCAAUUUAUCAAGAUCAUGGCUAGGCCCUAACUCAUAUGAAAGAGAAGAGGCACCAAAGAAAUUGCUCAUGGAUGCUCUCGUUGCCAAACAAAAAGGACUGCAAAUGAUGCCCGAUGCCUUACGAAAUAUUGACACCAUUGGAGCCGAUGUAAUUCUUGCUACUGUUUUGUUUCUCAUCAACUCAGAGCUCAUCGAGUCUGGUUGGCAAAGUUGGCGGCCUCAUCUCGAAGGCGCGAAGAAGCUUUUGAAUAUGAUAGAACCAUAUACUGGCUCUGACACAACUCUGAGAGACUAUAUUGUUGCGGACUGUUAUGUCUAUUGCACAUUGAGCUUGUCUUUCAACCCAUCACAACCAGGCACCCAGGCAGCAUCAUUUGCACCAAGUCAAGUCAAGGCAACAUUAUCGCGAACCAACAACUCUUUCUUCUGUUGCCCACCUGAAGUUCUCGACAUCCUCCGUGAGACAGCACAACUUUUACAUGCCGAAGCUCAAGGGAACGUCUCCAGCAAUGAAGCGCUUAUCGAAUUCACCAACCUACUAGACCGCGUACAACGUCUCGACGUCCUCAAAUGGGCAAAGGACAGAAUGCCAGAUGCAAGCAAAGCCGCCCUAUGGAGUAGUGCCCGAACUGGCUCCGCGCACAGAUUGGCAACAUGUCUCUACAUCAUCCAGGCAGCUCCCGCACUACGAGCCAGGAUGCCAGACCAAGUUCCCAAAACACUCAUCCAGGAUCUUUACGAGACGCUCCUACCACAGCCUGACGAAGACCCAAACUUCAAAGCCACAGGCUGGCCCACCUUUAUUUAUGGAACAACGGCAACGACUCCGGAGAGCCGGGCGUGGGUUAUGGAUCGAUUAAAGGCGGUAGCGCAAAUCAACCCGUGGGGAUUUCUAUACUCUGCAAUUGAUACGUUGCAGAUUUUGUGGAAGCAUGAGAAUGGCGAUGAUGGAUGUAUGAAUUGGCUGCAGAAACUCAAGGAUUUGAACGUGGACUUUUUGAUGGUCUAGGUCUGGCGCUGAGAUGGAAUCAUGGGAAAACAGGACAUUUUUGAUACCACAGCAAUGAUGUAUAGCAACUAUGUAUGAGAGCGACGUAGGAAUGUUUGACACGACUUUUCCGCAAC